CAACUGUGAAAAAGAUUUACAAUAUAUCUAGACAAUGUCAGAGGAAGUCACUUGGUCCACGACAGAAAUGACAUUAACACCAGAAGAGGAAGAUACGAUAGUCACAUUGGUCGUUGUAGUUAUAGGUAUUUUGGCCGCCAUAAUUUUUCUGUUCUCCAUGGGUCUCUUUAUCGACUGCAGAACUCAGAAGAAGGUGGGCGCAACGAGCAAGCGGAAGCGGCUCCGACUGAAGAUGCCGCCUCUGGGUCGGGCACAACGCCAGCAGCGCACGGGAACAAGGCGCGAGGACUCCAAGUGCCUUGCCGCUGACAUGUGCCCGAACGGAGCAAGCGAGUACGCGUCCACGUGCUGCGUGGACGUCAUCGUCUGAGAGGCCCCGGGUGCUUACGUGCCCGCGGACACGUCGCCCAAGCGGAAACUCCUCGACGACCAACGAGGGCUUGUCUGUUUUAUGACGUCAGCCGCUGCAAUCGAACCAAGGGGACGUGCGUUGCUUGCGUGCGAUUUCUUCUCUCCCUCUCCCCCAGCAACGAGCUGGGGCAACGCCACUCAGCACCGCACACUCCCUCUCAGCGAUUAAGGAUGCAGGGCCGCGGCUGUAUGUACGAGCUCGCGUUGACGAUGCAGCAACGGGAUUUUGGCGGGUAACGAGGUGAUCCACUUGCAACUUGUGUAUUGGCCACGAGGGUCCGCGAUCCGCAGCACACCAAGUUCAUUUGCUUUUCAGAGGGAUUUUCCAAAGCUCAUGCCUUACUGCCUUACUGUCGUACGUAGAUCCUUACGACCAUUGUCGCGAGCACGAAGCUUCUGUCCGUGCUCCACGCAAGGAUUUAUUAU
Molecule: messenger RNA, 837 nt
Organism: Ceratosolen solmsi marchali
Lineage: Eukaryota; Metazoa; Arthropoda; Insecta; Hymenoptera; Agaonidae
Exons: 3
Coding region: 35-370 (111 amino acids)
Source: RefSeq, a predicted model, not a curated record